Molecule: messenger RNA, 3464 nt
Organism: Actinia tenebrosa (Australian red waratah sea anemone)
Lineage: Eukaryota; Metazoa; Cnidaria; Anthozoa; Actiniaria; Actiniidae
Biological process (GO): intracellular signal transduction
Cellular component (GO): microtubule; microtubule organizing center
Source: RefSeq, a predicted model, not a curated record
GGGGCUGCUAGGGGACUGGCUUGGUUGUGAAAAGAAGGAUGCUAAAUGAGAGGGAUUAGUUUCUGAGUAGUUUGUUGAAAAAAAUCAAUUAUUUCAAACAAUGGUCGCGUACCGUCGGGUUACCGAUUGAAUGAGAUUGCUAUUAAAUCAACACGACGUCACACAAUCUGUCACCUCCUCCAUGUUGUGUUCAAAAGUUCACCUCUAAACGCCAAACUAAUAUUGCUUUAUAAGGAUUUCUCGUCUUUCCUAUUAGCUGAGGAAACACAAAGUUUAAGGCMUUAAGGCUCUGGUAUAGUGGUUUGGACAUGACUUAAAAUCCAAGGAAAUACUGUUUAAAAUGCUAUAUACGAGCCGUGGUUUUCAUUGGAUUUACAUCGUACAGUCAUAUAUGAAGCUGCAUGUCUAAAAUGGCCGACGUUGGUGUCCAACAUGUGACGAGAGUCACUYUGUUCAGAAAUGGAGAUCCAAAUUUCAAUGGCAAACAUAUCGUAGUCAAUCCUCGCUAUUAUAGAAACUUUGAGUCUUUCCUAGACACGGCUACUUUCAGUACACAGAGUACGAAUGCUGUAACAAGGAUAUGCACUCCACUUGGUCGUCACAAUAUCGAAAGCGUCGAUCAACUUUCCGAUGGUGGCAUGUAUGUAGCCGUCGGGCGAGAAAACUUCAAGAGACUAAAAUACGGCCAGCCAAGACCUCGCAAAGUAYCGGUAAGSCUACCUCCUGUUUGGAGAAACCACUUACCAUCUUCGGGAAGGUUUCGGAAAGUAUACGAAGGAGAGAGACAGGCGUUGAAACGAAUUUAUGUGUACCGAAAUGGUGAUAACAUAACAACGGCAAGGAUGAUAUUAUUAAAGAAGCGAGUGUUAACAGAUAUGGAACUAGUGUUAGCUGCCUUACAAGAGAGUGGAUUGGAUUUUGAUUUUGCGAUCUCUAAGCUUUUUACUCUUAAUGGGAGGCAAAUUCAUGACUGUGAUGAAAUUGAGCACGAUGGAAAGUACGUCGCGAUAGAAAGAGGAAGUAGAUUUAAGCCUAUGAAUUACGGAGGACAUGGUGAAGUAAGCCCUAGGAACGCUGUCUUGCAUUCUACGAGCGUAAGAUUGCCACCACUCGUCCCACAAAACAAUAAUACUAGCGUAAACAGGUCUCCUAAGAAGCAAAUAGUCAAACCACCGAUCGUAAACAAACCAAGACCGCCACCUGUGAAGCAAGAAAAGAAUGUACCUUCUAGUCGAACACAACCCAUCAAAAAACAUACUCAAAACAAACGUUCUGGUGUACCAAAUCAAAAGUCUAUUGUCAGUCUUUCACAGGACGAUAAUAAAGAGAGUUUCUCAAACGUUAAUUUAUCAGUAACACCACCUCCUCUYGACGAGUCGCCCGAUUUCACUUUAUCGGCCGUCUUAAAUAUAACUGAAAAAUCUGUAACGAAUGAUGAAAAGUUGCCUGAAAUUGGGGAAAUUCCUCAUGACAUUGAUAAACUCCCGAAACAGGAACAAGAAUCUAUAGGAGCGCAUAUCUACAAGGCAAGUGGAAUGCAAAAGGAAUGGGGAGAUAUGGUAAAUGAUCCUCGUAAAACUCCCAUGAAGACACUCGACAACACUUCGGCAGAGGAAGUGGUGGAGGAAAUUAUGGAAGAUAUCGAAGAUGCAACGGAAACAUCCGAGACGCCUAAAGAUAGCGCUAAAGAAAUUAGUAAAAUGAGUGAGAAGAGACAAGUGAAAAUUGAAAAAGAGGAGGAAAAUGAAAUGGAAAUUGCUGAAGAGGUCAUUGAAUCGUCAGUAGGUGAAGAUGAGAAGGAUACAGCUGAGAAUGACAAACAAAAAGAAAGUAGUGACGAGACGGUCAAAGGAGAACGACGCGAUAGCGAGACAUCAAAAGACAAUGUUGACCAGUCUGAUAAAGAAUCGAAAAAAGAAGAAGAAGGCGACUCUGCAGAAGAAUUGGUAUCCAAUGAUGGUGAUGAGACGAAAGUUGAUGUUGAUAAAGUACAUGAUUCUGAUGCAGUUGACAAUGAUGAGAGGAAAGUCGAUGGCUCGGAUAAAAACUCUCCUGUAGGUCCURCUGCUUCUGAUGAUGAYGAAGAUGACGAYAACGACGACAGUCCUGUUGUCAGCCAAAAUCCAUCACGCAGAAGCAGCCAAGAGAUGAACAGCGAAGAUGAAGUGAAGUCUGAAGACGAAGUAGACGAAGAAGAGGAAGAAARAGAUGACGAAGAUGACGAGAAAGAUGAAGAUGAUGAUGAAAAUGACAAGAGUGAAGAAGAGGAAGAAAGCGAAGAUGACAAAGAUGAGGAAGACGAUGACGAUGAUAAAGAGGACGGAGAUGAUGAUUCUAGUGUUGUCAGUGAGCCUGACGACGAUGCCGCGUCAAAUACAGACYCUGCUAGUGAAAAGGAAGAUGAAGCMACCGAAGAAAACGCAACAAAAGAAAAUAAAACAAAUCAAAAAGUUGAAAAGCAACGGGCGCAGCCUGAUGUAUCGACAAAAAAAGGCAAACCAAAUAUGACAAAUGGGCGAAGCACUAAGACMAGAGAUGUAAAUAAAGCCUAAACACAUUCAGGGAGUGGUUUUUCGAAAAAAGAUAUCAUCCAAGAUAUAUGCUACAGUUUCCGGAACUAAUAAUGUAAAAUAGUUUAUCCCAAGCCAUCAGAAAUACAGCCAAUCAGAAUGCUGGGAAAACCGUCGUAUAUUGCUGCGUUUCUAAAUUACUUGACUAAAUGCCUAGGCAUUUUCAAUGGUGUGGGAAAGAUAUAAUCGUACAAUACUUUCUCGUGGCACACCUUGGAAUAUCCCACUUGUAACUGGUAUUUUCUUUGUAUACACACUCACCUCAAGGCGCUUGUGUGUAUAAUAGAAAAAGCAAAUGAACUGUGGGAUUAUCCAUAGUAUGCAACUCAAGACUAGUAGUUAACUAGUAUAUAAGAUUAUAACGCAAGGGGAGGUGUGUUUUUACAUACGGGCUGGGAAGUCUUUUAAAGAUAUUUUUAAAACUUCCUCUCUCUCACGCCCUCCAUUUCCAUGGGAUAAUUUUAUGAUUCCUCAUACCUCUAAAAUGUUCAAAGUUGUAAUGAUAAAUUCCAGCCCCCCCUCCCCAUCCCCCUGACGGCGGAGCCCCUUUAUAGAAACAUACCUUUCCUAAGAUCGUGCGGCACGUCCAGACGUCUAACUUUUCAUCACUAAAUGCAUGAUCAACUUGAAAAGUUUGAUGCCCCAGUGAGCCGACCYUUUCAUAUAUAGAGUUCUUUUAUAUUAUAUUUAUCUAUAUUUUAUUAUAUAAUAUAUACCCUAUAAGCUAUGAUGAUGGUACUUAGAUAUUGUUUUAUGGUUUUAAUUGUCAUCUUACGGGACUCGAUUAAGAGGGGAGGGGUGGUGUUACCCRCUAACCAACAUCAGUGUAAUUCUGGAUUUUGUCCUCAAAUGUCUUCAAAUCUAAAUGUAAGUCUAUUACAGUAAUGACUGAAA